AUGUCAAGCCACCACCACGAGUGUUGUCAAUGCGAAGGUAGUGACACUUCUUCUUCACAAGAAGCCGAGGAGUGCGAGUGCAGUUGUUGCCAUGGGCACCGGAAUGAUGUUCCUGAAAAGAAGAUGGUUCCGCCACCAAUGCGGUAUAUAAAGAAAGGGUCUGGCACUGUUGUGGGUAAUGACGAUAGUGAAGUGACCAUCAACUAUUCAAUGAAAUUCUCCAAUAUAGUAGUUGAAACUAAAAUGAAUUAUACAUUUACUAUUGGCGCUGACAUUGAUCAGAUCAUAUGCGAAGGGUUGGAACAUAUGGUGGAGUACAUGCACGAAGGUGAUAUCUGUGUGAGUGAGGUCAUGCCGGAAUUUGCUUUUGGAGCGACUGGAGACGCGACCAGAAAUAUCCCACCAAACGCGAUGGUAGUCUUCGAGGUCGAGUUAGUGUCACUUCGAAAGUUUCCGACAAUGUUUGAUAUAGUCAGCGAAGAGAUCUAUCCAUUUGCUCUAAAGAAAAAAGAAGAAGGCAACGCAUUUCUUAAACAACAAAAAGUGACACGAGCAGUUCGAGCGUAUCAGUGCGGGUUGGAAUAUUUAGAAGAAGACUAUCGAAUACCAAGGAGUGUAGGAAAUGAUGUUUUCACGUUAAGGCAUAUCCUCCACACAAAUCUAUGUGUCACUUAUUUAAAACUCCAGAAGUACAAAUUAGUGGUAGUACACGCUUCAAUAGUUAUUAAAGAGGACCAAACAAAUUGGAAAGCAUUACUGAGAAGAGGUACUGCUUAUUAUUACUUGGACAAAAUGGGGAAGGCUAAGGAAGACUUGGAAAGUACUUUGGACUACUACCCAGACUCUAAAGACGCAGAAAACUUGUUAAGAGCAGUCAGAAAGAAAAUUGCUGAAGACUUAAUGAGACAAAAAAAUUUGUGUAAGAAAAUGUUUUGA
This is a messenger RNA of Entamoeba invadens IP1, 936 nucleotides long. Its product is annotated as FK506-binding protein, putative. The transcript has a single exon. Gene Ontology annotation, molecular function: protein binding; peptidyl-prolyl cis-trans isomerase activity. NCBI's taxonomy places the organism in Eukaryota, Evosea, Mastigamoebida, Endamoebidae. The coding region runs from base 1 to 936 and encodes 311 amino acids. The record is from RefSeq and is a predicted model, not a curated record.